AUUCCUAUUUCGAAAAAGAAUAAAAAAUAAAAAAAGGUUUUAUCCGAAAAGGAACCAUGAACCAUAUGAAUACAAAGAACACCUACCAAAUGGUUUUUGAUGACUUUAUAAAUAACCAAAUUAUCUGAGAGAACUUUUCUAAAACGCCACAGAGAGAGAGAGAGAGAGAGAGAGAGAGAGAGAGAGAGAGAGAGUUAGCAACCAGACGAGACGGACGAGACUGUAACUAGAUGAUGUUGUUGUCCUUGUGCUCGCUUUCAUAACUCAAUUGGUUUGGACCAUUUGAUUUUGUUUCUUCUUUAAUUAAAUUCCUCAAAAAGUAUUCUGUUUUGGUUCCGUCUCUGUUUCUAAACUGCUCUUUAGUCUUUACUCGUAACUCAUCACGAUCUCUCCUUUCUUCUUUUCUUUUCUAGCUAUCAUUUUCACAAAUCUCCAUAAAAAAUAUACUAUUAUUUUGAUAUAUAUAUAUAUCUCAUCGAUCUUACCAAACUCUUUUGUCUCCAAGAGUUUCUGGUUCCCCUGUUUCAAAAAAAGAUCUUCUUUUGAUCCAUUAUGGGCUGUACGAGCUCGAAGCACCGUAAGCGAUGCCACCACUGCCAGCAAGGAUAUUGUCCGGUGAGCAUGCGUCAAAUCCAAUCGGUGCACCACCCAUCUCAACACUCCGACGACAGCUGCCACAUGGUUGCUCUCAGCUCCACCAGCCUCGGAUCCCUCAAGCUCUGCGGCUCCUCUGACUUCAGCGGUAACCUUGUCUCCGCCGCCGCCGCCGAAGAGUCUGGAGAGAAGCGACGAGCCUCCGUGAAUGCGUUUGUUCACAAAGAGAGGUUAGAGAAGGAGAAACCUAAUUUGGAGAUGCAGGCUAAGUUUAUUGAAGCUAAAGUAUGGUCAAGCAUGAUGAACGAGAAGAUCCCCAAGAUUGUCCCUAAAACUCCGGUCUUGACGCCUCCCGGAGAGCCGGAGACGAUCAACACGUGGGAGAUGAUGGAUGGGCUUGAAGAUUCUGUGACCCCUAAUCACGUUAGGAGCUUCUCGUUUGAUUUUGCUGGUCAUGGUGGUGGUUGUGAACGUCCCAAGUUGAAUGGUGAUGUGAAGCCACUGUGGCUUCAGUUGGAGGAAGAAGGGCUUGACGACUUGGUUGAUUUCGAUCCUGAGAUCAUAUCUUCAUUCAGGAGGUCUCUCCAAGAACUUCCUUCUGAACAUCCUUUUCACAAUUCGAUUCAUGACUUGAAACUGAGGCCACAGUUUAAGUUCUCUGAUGAUGAAGAGGAAGAAGAAGAGGAACCUACUGGUAAAGACAGAGUGAUACUCUACUUCACAAGCCUUAGAGGUAUCAGGAAGACAUAUGAAGAUAGCUGUGAUGUCAGAAGUAUACUAAAAAGUAGUGGAGUUAGAGUGGAUGAGCGGGAUGUGUCGAUGCAUUCUGGUUUCAAAGACGAGCUUAAGGAGCUGCUUGGGGGUAAAUUCAAAAAUGGUGUUGGGAUCACCUUACCUAGAGUUUUCUUGGGGAAGAAGUUACUCGGAGGAGCAGAGGAGAUUCGGAAGUUGAACGAAGAAGGGAAGCUUGAGAAGCUUCUACAAGGCUGCGAGAGGGUGGAAGAAAACAAAUACUGUAAUGGGCAAGAAUGUGAGGCUUGUGGAGAUGUAAGGUUUGUGCCUUGUGAGACAUGUUCAGGGAGCUGCAAAGUGUACUAUGAACAUGAAGAUGAUGAUGAUGAUGAUGAUGAUGAUGAAAGUGUAGAGGAAGAAAAAGAGUAUGGGUUUCAAAAAUGUCUCGAGUGUAACGAGAAUGGACUCAUCAGAUGUCCUAUUUGUUGUGAUUAGCUUGUAGAAUAUACACACACAGAGAAAACCUUAUUCUUGUUUUUGUUUGUUUUACUACAUUGAGGUUUUGAGUGCUGGAGUGUUUUAUCGCCUCUAGAGGUUUUGUUCUGUACAUAUGUUUAUGAUAGUGAAGAAGCCUAUAUUUCAAAAUGUAAAGUUGAAAUUAGGAUGUGGAGCUUUGUUGUUAAUUCUUUGACGUUCCGUUCAUGGUUUACAUGUUGUUGGGGACUCAUAUAUUUGAAAGGGCAGUGGGAGUUCGAAUUAAAAAGUCAGCUCAUGACAAAAUAUGUCCGGAGAAAAUGAGAAUCUGUCAAACACUAUGCUUUUAAUUUUGUCACUAUAUCAAACUUUUUAUGGGAUGUUUAAAUAAUAGCCACUGAAUAGUAAUGGGAUGUUUGAAUAAUAGUCACUGAAUAGUAAUCCGCGUUGUGCGCAAAAUAAAAUAGUUUAUUAGAUUAUUUACUGUAUGUUGUGUUAAGAAAUUUGUCGUAUAGUUUUUUAGAGAUAAGUAUUUCAUAUAUCCGUUCAGAUUCAGUUGAUCUAUUCGAAUUUCAAAUUUUUAGAGUUACGAAUUUAAAUCUUAUUCGGAUAUCUAUAAAUUUUGAAGUUUCCAUUCGAAUCAUUGCAGGUUUGGUUCGGAUUUCAGUUCAAACACCUAUUUAAAUUACGUAUUUUUAACAAAAAUCUAAUUAUACUUAAGUCCUAAAAACCCGAAAAUAAAUAAUAUAAAACAAAAAAAAAUUGAAUAAUGUAAGACUAAAUAUUUAAAUUUACAUAAAAAUUAGUUCAAUUUAAAUAUUUUGAUGGAUAACAAAUAAAUAUUAUAUAUAUUUUGAACAUUAAAUAUUUUUAGAUAUUUUAAUA
Raphanus sativus (radish) is the source of this 2685-nucleotide messenger RNA. RefSeq lists its product as uncharacterized. The coding region runs from base 553 to 1821 and encodes 422 amino acids. The record is from RefSeq and is a predicted model, not a curated record. NCBI's taxonomy places the organism in Eukaryota, Viridiplantae, Streptophyta, Magnoliopsida, Brassicales, Brassicaceae. The transcript has a single exon.